Molecule: messenger RNA, 2229 nt
Organism: Andrographis paniculata
Lineage: Eukaryota; Viridiplantae; Streptophyta; Magnoliopsida; Lamiales; Acanthaceae
Product: probable transcriptional regulator SLK2
Exons: 9
Coding region: 1-2229 (742 amino acids)
Biological process (GO): positive regulation of transcription by RNA polymerase II; negative regulation of transcription by RNA polymerase II
Cellular component (GO): transcription regulator complex; nucleus
Source: RefSeq, a predicted model, not a curated record
AUGGAUUCUGAAUCUUCUCCGAAUUCCAACAAUCAAUAUCCAUUGCCUCCGACACUUUCUAAUGAGACUCAAGGAAUCCUCGAUGCUCUAGGCUCUCAAAGCUCACUCAUAAACACAGAUCAUUUGAGUUCAGAAAAUGAUUUGCCAGAAUUGAACAUGGAGAUGUUGUCAAAUGUGAAUUCGUCUUUAUUGGAAGCUUUUCCAAAUUUAAGAUCAAGUAUUGGUGAUAAUGUCGAUUCUGGACUUGGCAACUUGAUCAUCCCAUCCAGUGCUUAUAUGCAGAAUCUUGAGAAUACCAAUAUGGGGAAUUUCAUGAGUACCCCAUCGGCGCCUAUGCCAUACUUGAGCAACAAUGCCAUGAACCUUUUUUUGGUUGAUGAUAAUUUGUAUCAGUUGUAUCAAGGCAUUCAAAGGGAGAGGCUACAGCAACAGUUGGAUAGUGUUGCAUCUUAUACAGGCUUAAACGAAUCAGCAUUGCAAAAUCUCCAUGGUUCAUUUCCUAUUCAACUAAAACCAGAGGCUCUUAAUCCGAUUCUGAUGAGAUCGACCUUAAAUGUCAACCAAGAGAAUAAUACCGAACAGCAAAACCAGAUGAUUCAAGAAGCAGUGUUCAAUGACUAUAACCCACAACUAAUGGGAAUGCUUGAGCAGCUUAGAGUGCCAACUCAGUUACAGCCACCAGUGAUGAAUUCUGCUCCACAGGCCUGGAGGUCUCAACCACUGGUCGGAAACCAGCUUCCGAAAAUGCAGAUGACAAGCAUUUUUCAGGACCAGAGUGAUCAACAAGGAACAUUGUCACCAUUGCUCGAUGGCGACAUUUGUUCCCAGAAGUUCAUGAAGUAUCUACUCUGUUUCCGAAACCACAUACGGGAAAACAACAUUAGUUCUUGGAGGAAAUUUGUUACUGAGUUUUAUGCACCAGGUGCCAAGAAGAGGUGGUGUUUCUCUAAUUAUAAAAAUGCCGAGCAUGAAGUUAACGGUGUUUUAUGCCCAAAACCAACGGAAAAGUGGUCUUGUGACUUGUGUGGUGCGAAAUCAGGAAAGGGACUGGAGGUAACUGCCAAUGCAUUCCCCAGGGUGUUCAAGGCAAAGUUUGAGUUAGGUGUGCGUGAUGAGAUUUUGUUUUUAGAUUUGCCUCGACCACUGAAAGUCUCAUCUGGAUUAAUGCUGGAAUAUGGGAGGGUCAUUCAAGAGAGUGUGUACGACGGGCUACGUGUUGUUCAUGAGGGUAAACUUCGUGUGGGUUUCAGAAAUGACUUGAAGAUAGUGUCCUGGGAGUUUUGUGCAAAACACCAUGAGUUAUAUAUACAUCGAGAAGUUGUUGCUCCUCAGGUUAAACAGAUUGUUAAAUCUGCCAACAAGUGUCUACAAGACAUUCCAAAUGGCUUGCCUUAUAGAAUGUCGACAAGAGAAACACAGGAAAAUUAUAGAAUGCUUGACUCAGCAACAAAAGAACUCGCACAAAGUAUAGAAUUUCCAUUGGUGAAUGCCUUGGGAUACCCCAGGCAAUUCAUUAGGUGUCUGCAGAUGGCUGAAGUGGUUAACAGCAUGACAGAUAUCAUCACAUUAACCCGUGAUACCCAAAUGGGACCAAUCGAGUGCUUGAAGUACACAUCUCAGCUCAAUACAAAACGAGCGAUGGAAGUAUACAUGGGCUGCUCCAAGAAUCCACCAGCAUUUUCAGAAAAGGUUGCUCCUAGACACAAUCCAAGUGGCUACAGGACAAAGCCUGGUGGUUCAGGAACCUUGGAAUCGGCUUUAGCCAACCUGAAACGACGGCCACUUGGUGAACGCUAUGACAUCUCUUCCUUGAAAAGAAAGCGACCAGACCAGUCAUGUUUCAUGGAUCCGUCCAGCCAGGCUGAGGCUGCAAGUUUGAGACAAUCUAUCAACCCCCUUGGACAGAGUUUGCCAUCUCCAUAUAGCUUUCCUAGAUCACAACCUACAAACUUCAGCAAAGCUCUGCCAAAUCAAUCCUUAUUCGACAAGUUGCUUUUUGAGAUGAACCUUGCGAAUAUGGAGAAGAACCAAAGGCUGCAAUGUGGUGAAAGUUCUAAAACUACUCCUGUAGAGGCAAACUCAGCGGACACAUCAAAAGCUGUUGCUAACAUUCCUAGGGCUGAGAAUCGAAGCUUAGCUAUCAAAGAAGAGUUGCCACCCUCUCCAUUGCCGGGAGUUCAGGAACAUUCAGCAACAAGGUCGGGUAAAGGGGAGGCCUUCAAGGAGUGA